GGCGCGGCCGCGGCAGUCGCAGCGGGGCCAUCUUCGGCGGGCGAGCGGGCUCGGCCUGUGCAGCCCGUACUUGGGCCCCUCGCCCAGCCCGAUGGCGCCGCGGCCGCUGGGCCCCUUGGUGCUGGCGCUGGGCGGCGCCGCGGCGGUUCUGGGCUCGGUGCUCUUCAUCCUCUGGAAGACCUACUUCGGCCGCGGCCGGGAGCGGCGCUGGGACCGCGGCGAGGCCUGGUGGGGCGCGGAAGCCGCCCGCCUCCCCGAGUGGGACGAGUGGGAUCCCGAGGACGAGGAGGACGAGGAGCCGGCGCUGGAGGAGCUGGAACAGCGCGAGGUGCUGGUGUUGGGUCUGGAUGGCGCGGGCAAGAGCACGUUCCUGCGCGUGCUGUCGGGGAAGCCACCGCUGGAAGGCCACAUCCCCACCUGGGGCUUCAACUCCGUGCGUCUGCCCACCAAGGACUUUGAGGUGGACCUGCUGGAAAGACCUCAGCGAGGCCAUGAGUAUGGUGGAGCUGCAGCGGGAGCUGGGCCUCCAGGCUGUCGACAACCAGCGGGAGGUUUUCCUCUUGGCAGCCAGCAUUGCCCCUGCGGGACCCAGCUUCGAAGAGCCUGGCACUGUUCACAUCUGGAAACUGCUCUUGGAGCUUCUCUCCUAGGCUGGAGCUCUCCUGCUCACCACCUGCCUGUCAAGACCACAGUUGUACUGCUGCUGCUUCAUUGCCAGACUGGGCCUGGGGCAAGAGCCACAUGGCAGCAUUUCUCUUCUGCCCUCCUUUCCCUCUCAAGAGCAGGGCCUGGGCAAGGCCGAGAACCAUGCAGAAGCUUUCCUGGUGAGGUGGCCGUGAAGCCGGAGCAGGGAGGUGGGUGAGACAGAGGGUGUCUAGCUCAUUCCAGGCUGGAAUGUGGAUCCAGCUUUCCCUUCUCUUACCUGUACAGUGAGAUGCUCAGUGGGCUCAGUUCUCCGCUGCGGGUCCCGGUAGCUGAGGAACCAGUGUAGGUGUCAGAAAUGCUCCUAGAGCCUCAAGGUCUCUCCCAGUCUAGACUGUUCCCUCCUGGUGACAUCAUGCCUUUGUCACGUGGGCAGCUUCUGAGUGGUAACACAGCAAGCCUUUGUUCCCAGUCCUGCAUUGUACAGCCCCAGCUCCACCUAAAUGACUUGUGGCCUUGUGCAAUCUCUGCCUCUCUGGCCCCAGGGCCAUUAUUUUUAAAGGGAGGUGGUUUCCCAAUUCGGAGAUGCCUUUCCCAGCCAUGGGAGUACGAAGUGCUAGGAUGAACCUGGCAAUCCUAGCAAGGAGCUUUCUGAAGACCUCCCUGCUUUUCCCUGAGCCCAGGCCUGGCCUGCCAGCCUCUUUUGACUACAGAAUAACAUAUUCACCCACCAAACAGAAAAAGUGAAGGCUGGGUUUUUUUCCCUCUAAUCUGGAGACAAGCUGCUGCUCUUGUACUAACUGUGCCAAUGCCCAUGUUUACAUAAGUCAGGGGAAGGAAGGAGCCUGUGUCCCUGGGACGACAGUCAACUGGAGCUAGGUGUUGACCUCAGAACUGCAGUUUAUUAAUUUAUAAGAGGAACAGGCCAGAGUUCUAGGCUCUGUUUCUAGGUGCUGUUAUCAAAACCCCAGAUGAUAGUGAUAGAAAAUUUGGAACUUAGGAAAAUAGCUGGAAUCAUGACUGACAAUGAGAUGACAUACAGAUGUCAAUGGAGACAACGCUGUAGGUUCCUCCUCCCACCAGGCUUUGAGGCUGUCUUCGAUGUCAUAGUACUUUACAUGGAUUCACGUGAACUGAAACUCCACCACUUGGCCCAGGAUGUUGAAAGGGUGCAAAUUCCUUCUGGGUAGAUAAGAAAUGGCUCUGGGAGAGGAUUUCCCUUAUGUGAAUCUAGGUAAAAAGAUGGAAAAAAAUUGUAUUAUGUGAUCCUAAGGACAGGAAUAGCAGACCAGCCAACGGGGUGGCCUUGGGUACAUCACUCAGCCUUUCCAGGCCCAAUUUUUCCCCAGUGAAAGGCGAGUUGGACUGAGUUUCUGGAUUUCUCGUCAGUGCACACUCCAUGGUUCUCCAGUGCUUGGCGAUCAGCCCAGUGUAAGGACUGGCUCUGUACUGACAUUUAUUGUUAGUACAGGCAAAGAGGAGCCUGUUGUCUGUUAGGGACCACUAAAUCAACAACCACAAAGGGAUUUUUUUUUUUUUUUAAGAGGAGCUGUGCACCUCAAUUUGCUGUCUAGUUGAGAAUAGAGAUUGUGUGCCUUCAUUUCAUUUGACAUUUACCCAGCAUGCCUCAGUUCCACACUGUGACCAGUGCAAGAAGAGGAACUGUGAUAAAAACAGUUCAACAGGCCGCAAGGAGGGUGGGAAAUUCUGAAGUCCAGAAGCGAGUGCGAUCUUUGGAAUAGUGGCUGCUGUGCCCUUGAGCGCCAUGUAAAGAAUCACUGUUCUUUAAAGUGCUGGUUCACUUUCUGCAGUAAGAAGUGGUUUAUGUGCUCCUAUGUAAAAUUGUAAGGAAGGACUUGGGUUUUAGAGUAGCCUUUGAAACUUUGCUGGCAGCUUUUCAUUUUGUCAUUGGAAGGGUAAGAGACUUUUCUCCUUUGUUCUAUGAACUCCUUGUUCUUCAGUGCUUGAAGGUGUUAACAAAAAAAACCUUAGACAACUUUAACAGAGUUUAAAAACUAUGUUCUGGUUUCGAGCAGAAAAAAGAUUCAUGAACUGGGUAGUACUUAGCACCAAAAGCAGUUCAGAAUGCUCAGCCCCACAGUGUGUGUAGGCUACAUUUAUAGCCAGAAAAACGAAAAUAACUCAGAUUGCCUGAUUGGCUGCAGUCUGGUAUUUGUCUUAUUUGAACAUGUUUUAGCAGCCUUCAGCUGAUGAUUGACUGAAGGUUUGGCUGCUGUGAUUGGCUAAAAUUCAGCUACAUGUUAGAAGAACAUACUUUUAGGUUAGGUGAUGAGUUGUUUACACUUUAAGUUAUAAUUCACUGUGUACAGAGGCAGCUGUAGGCCAGACUUAAUUCAGCUUCACAAUGUCCCCCAUUUUGCUCAGUCCCUUAAUUUUGAGAGACUGACCAAAAUCCCAGGCACUGACACUACCUUGUCACUAUUUGACCUCAUUAUGGAACUCACAGUUUACAAUGUUAAAUCAGUUAGAGGAUUCUUUAUGUCUUCAGGUUUUUGUUCCUCUAACCUUAAUGAGACCAUUUGAGGUACAAAGGAUGACUGCACUGGUGGAUUUACGACUACAACACAUCAGUGAGGACCUUAGGAUGGCUAUUGGGGGCAUAAUACCAAGAAACUGGAAUGCAUUCCUAAAUAUGAGUCUCUACAAACCAAACCGAUCGGAAUCAAACAACCCAAGGUCACAGUCGCAACGAUAAAAAAUAGUUCAACAGCAUUCAAGCUCUGUGGCUCAUAGCCUGUUCAGGGUAUAACGGCAAUUAAAGACAUAGUUCACUAUGAAGUCACUUAAUUUUAAAGUUUUUGAUUUUUUAGUUAGCUUGGGAACAAAAGUCAUGGUGAUUGGGAUACCCACUAAAGAUAAAGAUUAGAAAACCUUAGCGGCUGAGCUUGCUGUCUACUAUUCAGGAUGCCUGCAAACCGACCACUAGCUGUUCCUGCAAGCACAUCAUGUGUUCCUUUUCCCUGAGAAACAUCCUUGAUGUGUUUGGUGGCAGUACCUACAGCAGCGGCAGCCACCACCGCCUUUUUAAGCUCUCCAUAGUAGUAGAAUCGGGAAAGAUAAGCACAGCGUUCGGUUUUGUUCAGCACCACACACAAGCUUCUAGCUGGGCAAAGGGCGUCUAAAGCUGCAUGACGUUCCAUUAAGUGUUUUUGUUGAACCCAGAUGGCCUCCUCCAUUCAUCCAUCUGUGGCUUCUCCCCGUGUGAAUCUCCAUGCUACAAAAUGUUGUUCAAUGUAGCAUUAACUUUAAUUUCCAUACAGUUGGCACCCCACUGCCAUGGAAAGUGAGUCCCAGGAACCCCACUGGAACAUCUGCUCGGUGGAAACUUACUCAUCAUCUGUCUCAAGGCCGGUAUUCAUUUUAGUCUUUGACCUCUGAUUAUGGGGCCUUUCAGGGAAAGCUGUUUGCAAGGCGAGUGUGAAUCAGGCGAAAGAGCAAGAUCUGAAGUCAGGACAGGGUAAGCAAAUUAUCCACAGACCUAAUAGGUACCCUCUGAAGCUGGAAAGUGGGGGCCACCUGGUAGCAUUUGAGCAGGGGUCCCUUACGUUCCACCAUAAGUCUGCACAGCUCCUAAACAAGCUCCAGUGGGGAACUUGAUUUUAUGUGGUCCCUUUAUAGCAUGCUGUAAGGGUGCAUAACCACAGCCAGGGCGAAGGGACCCUACUGGAUUCAACCCAGUGACAUUAUAUAAGCAGUCGCUUGGAGCCACAUAGAUAGUUCCCAGGUCCUGAAUAUGUGACGCCUGAAAGCAUAGGUGUAGGCAGUAUUCCUUGCAUAGGCAUUACCUGGACAGGUUUUCCAUAUUGGCACUUACUAGUUAUUAAUUGAAAAGGUCAGGGUACCACUUCCAGUGAGCGUAGGGAAGGAAGUAGUGGUGUUUAGAAUAUCAAGGUUAGCUGCCGGGCGCGGUGGCUCACGCCUGUAAUCCCAGCACUUUGGAAGGCCGAGGCAGGCGGAUUACGACGUCAGGAGAUUGAGACCAUCCUGGUUAACAUGGUGAAACCCCGUCUCUACUAAAAAAUACAAAAAAUUAGCCAGGCGUGGUGGGACACGCCUGUAAUCCCAGCUACUCGGGAGGCUGAGGCAGGAGAAUCUCUUAAACCCGGGAGGCGGAGGUUGCAGUGAGCCCAGAUCGUACCACUGCACUCCAGCCUGGGAGACAGAGUGAAACUCUGUCUCAAAAAAAAAAAAAAAAAGGUUAGCAUUCUACUCUUCCUUUGGGGUCUGGGGUUUCGGGGUGACUCAUUGGGAACGUGGAGAGAUUAAUGGAAUCUCUGGCAUUCCAUUAAUGGAAUCGUUUCCUGAUUUUGACAUUAACUCAGACCCAGCAGUUACUCUAGUUUCUUGCUAGAGCAUUAGCUUUUGCUAAAGCCAGCCCCAGAUUAUGGUCCCAUGGAUUUUCCUAUAAAGAAAGGGAAAGGAUUUGGGGGCAGAAAGUAGGAAAUAGAGGGAAAAAGAUAAGAUUUUUGUGAUUGCAGUGAAGUCUUCAUCCACAAUCUCGGGAAAGCUGUUCGUGUCUAGGAUGCCAUCUGCUUCUGGGGGAAAACUGCCCUGGGUAGCUUUACCUUCAAGUCUCCAACAGGUGUGUAGCUCCAGGAGUCUGGAGAGGCCCUUUUGAGCUGUGAGAUGUGGACCCACGGUUCGAAGCCCUGAAGUUUUGCCACGCUGUGGGAAAUAGAAGAACUUGGUAUCGCCUCUUUCUGUGAGGUUUAAGGGCACUUUUUCUCUGAUAUCAUCUCCAGAAGACCCAGUCUCAGGUUACAGAUUGUGAAGGGUUUGAUGGUCCUCUGUGGGCCACAGAAAGUUUAUUUUGUCAAAAUACAGUGUGACAUAAUGCGUUAUAGCUUUGUCGUAUUUAGUCAUAUGAGCAUUUAGGAGAGGAGGAACUACGUGAAGUUCUGUUAGGAGCACAGGCUUUCUAGUAACUAUUUCAUGGGGGUCAAUCUGUCUGUCGUGGAUCUGAUCCGCGGACCAAAGGCGAUGGUUGACUUUCUUCUUCAGAGAUCAGAAAAAUAAAAAUGAAAUUCGAAGCCAGUGGUAGUACCUUUGGUCAAGAUAAUCCAAUCAAUUCAGUUAAUUUUGCCAGUUUUAGUUUUAAAAUAUUGUGUGUCCUUUUAGCCUUUCCAGAAGACUGACGGUAAAAGGGAUGAUGGUAGUGCCGCUGUGUUUCUAACACUUUAUUUAGCUGCUUCAUAGUUUGUCCAAUAAAAUAAGUUCCUCUGUCACUGGAGAUUUUUCCAGAGAUGCCCCAUAAAGGAAACAUAUUUUCUUGUAACUCCUUAGCUGCUGUCAUGUCACAGCACCAGCUCUCCUACACGGGACGGCUUCUGUCCAACCAGAACACAUGCCAGCUAUUACGAGAACAUACUGAUACUUAAUCGAGGGCGGCAGUUGAAUGAGGGCCGUCUGUAAACGUUCCAGUGGUCCAUCAGGUGGCGGUGGAAAUAAACCGCUUGGAGUUUUUAUUAUCUUCCCAGGAUUAUGGGUUUGACAAACCAAAUAUUGGUUAUAACCCAUUUUAGCAUUUUAGAGGAGUCACACUAUCAAUAUUUUUUAUAAUUUGGAUCAUUUUGCUCAUUUCAUGAGGAAUUGUGAGGUGCAGAAGGUUUUUUCGUUUUGAGACAGGAUCUCGCUCUGUCACCUAGGCUGGAAUGCAGUGGUGCAAUCGUGGUUCACUACAACCUCCACCUCCAGGGAUCAACAGUCCUCCCACCUCAGUCUCCUGAGUAGCUGGGACUACCGGUGUGCGCCACCAUCCCCAGCUAAAUUUUGUAAUUUUUGUAGAGAGGGUUUUACCCUCUUGCCCAGGCUGGUCUUGAACUCCUGGGCUCAAGCCGUCUGUCCAGCUCAGCUUCCCAAAGUGCUGGGAUUAUAGGGAUGAGCCACCAUGCCUGGCCGAGUGCAAAGCUUUUAACAAUGGAAGUUUCAAGGGCUCAGGAAGGACCAGGGGGCCAUCUAGGCUCUCCGUGAGUUCACACGUAACAUUAUGUUUAUGUCUGUCAGACAACAAUUUUGGCUUUCCGGAUCAGGUGCAUGGCACUGUUAGAUGGGUCAUCAAAAAGGUCAUCAAUCUAGUGGCGUUCAUUCCAAUUGCACAUCCUAACUGUUUCAGCACUAUCUGAUUUAGCAUGAAAAUCUGCCAAGGCAGUCCCUUGAUAUUCAGGUUCAGCUUUCCAUGUAUGGGCUUCAAUCUUGCAAGAAUUUGUUAUUUAUUUUUCUCCUUUACUCAAGAUAGCUUGGAACUUAGAGCAAUUUGUGAUGGCAACAGGAUAGUAGCAAGUUCAUCCACUUGAGUCUGUUUUUAAUGGGGGCUCCACUAGAAGUGAGAACCCCUCUUUGUUGCCAUAACACGCCAAAAUUGUGGACUACUCCAAAGGCAUAUCUGCUCUGUACAUAAGCAUUUACUGAUUUCCCUUGAGCUAUAUGACAAGCUCAAGUGAGAGAAAAACUGGGAAGAGUCUGCUUUUUAUUAACUCAUUUUGGGUUGUAAUGACAUAUCUUGCCAAAGAGUAAUUUCAAAUGAUGUUAGUCUACUUGCUGAAAAAUGCUGGGUUUGACUGGAAUUUAAUAGACUUUCCACAGCACGUGGAACUUGCAAAAAAAAAGUUCAUUCCCUAAAACCAGGUCAGAUGAACCCUUUACCAAUCUGGUGUUGCUGCCACUGCCUUUAAGCAAUUAGGACAUGCCUUAGCUAUGGGGUCUGAUUGCAGGCCAUAAUACAUGAUGGGCCUGCGCUUUCCCAACUAUGUUCUUUUUCAUGUGUUUAUUUAUUUUUUGAGAUGGAGUUUUGCUCUUCUUGCCCAGGCUGGAGUGCAACGGUGCAAUCUCGGCUAGCUGCAAUCUCCGCCUCCCAGGUUCAAGCGAUUCUCCUGCAUAAGCCUCCCAAGUAGCUGGGAUUACAGGCGUGUGCCACCACACCUGGCUAAUUUUUUGUAUUUAGUAGCGACGGGGUUUCACCAUGUUGGUUAGGCUGGUCUCGAACUCCUGACCUCAGGUGAUCACCCGCCUCGGCCUCCCAAAGUGCUGGGCCAACUAUGUUCUUGAGUAAGAACUCCUAAUGCCUGAUUGUUGUGUUUAUGAACAAACAAGGUGAAGGGUUCAGUGUAAUCUGGAAAUCCUAGAGCAACCAUAUCUGUGGCUUUCCAUCCUGGUUUAUAUUUCUUAAUUAGACUGUGAAGUUCUGAAUGAAGUCCUUUUUAAAUAGAGCAGUUAAUGUCAUUUCUGUCUCUGCAGGUUUCACAAGUAGUGUUUCUAAAUGAGCUCUAUAAUCUGAAACUGGUUCAUCUUUUGCCCACAAGAUUAUGUGAUUGACCAAUCAAUUUUUUUGUGGAAAAGUCUUAGGGAUUGAAUUUAAAAGAUUUUCGGCAAUUCUUCUAGUUCCUUUUGGCCCUCCUCUUGGGGUUUUGGAGUGGUCUUUAAUAUCCUCAGGCUGUUUCCAUUCUACUCCUGCCGUCAAUGUCAAUCUUCGAGCUUACCAGGUCCCAGUAUCAUGUGAAUAAACUGGUAAAGAUUAGAGGCCUGGAUCAUAAGCUCCUAUGAGGAUUCUCAGUUUCCCAGUACAUUUUUGAGUAUUUUCUCUUGGAUUAGUUAAGUCUUUAUGAUGGCUCUAAGCUCAGCUUUAGACAAUGGAGUAAAAGUGGUUACAGCAGGCAGGGCCGGUUGACUAGAGAGUCUCACUUUGCAAGGCAUUUAUCCAACUUCCCCUCUUUCAUUAGCCUCAAGGAGAAAAGGUGACUUCGCAAAAGGGUUACUAUACUCAGAGCAUCAAGGUAAAGAAGAGAAAGAGAAGGAGCAGUCGGGGUUAGUGUGCUGCAUGAGACUUUCAUUUGCAUUUUGUAAAGAAUCUUUUAGGCAAUUUUAGAUUUGUAUAGUCUUUUGGGUGCCUCUGCAGAGACCAAUUUAAAAUGCAUCCCAUUGUUUUUGUGGAGUUUUUGAUCCUUUCUAAUGUGUCCCACAAAUAAACAGUUUUAUUUAAAGUUUC
This is a messenger RNA of Macaca mulatta (Rhesus monkey), 8644 nucleotides long. It is a transcript of the gene ARL10, whose product is annotated as ADP ribosylation factor like GTPase 10. Gene Ontology annotation, molecular function: GTP binding; GTPase activity. NCBI's taxonomy places the organism in Eukaryota, Metazoa, Chordata, Mammalia, Primates, Cercopithecidae. The record is from RefSeq and is a predicted model, not a curated record.